AUGCGACCGAAUUACGUGCUCACCGGCUUGCUUUGCCUCCCGGCAGCGGCUUUUGCCAACCUUCUAGGACCGUCAUACCCACCUCCUAGGGACUUGUCUAGCAAUCACAGUCGAGUCGCCGCCAGUUGGAAGAACCUAACUUCUCAACUCAACACCGUCCUCGCCGAUAACCAGGCCAACAAAAGCAGUGGAGUCUUUGCGCUGAAGAACCUCACAUUCUCUGCUGGGUUAUUUUCCACGCUUGACCCGAAAGCCAAAGAUCUUCAAUUACAUCACACCGCCAGUGAGGUAGCAAACUCCCCGGUUGGGGUGAAUAAGGUGGAUGGAAACAGCAUUUACAAGGUUGCCAGUGUGUCGAAACUCUUCACAGUCCUUGCUGGACUUAUAGAGCUGAAACCUCGGGACUGGGACCGUCCACUUACCGACAUCUUCCCAUUCUUGGCCGAGCGUGUUCGGAAGCAACAUGACAAGUUCCGGCUUGUCUAUGAUGUCCAAUGGGACAAAGUCACCCUCAAAUCCCUUGCGGGUCAGAUGAGCGGCAUACCCCAUGGUGCUACAGAAGAAUUCCUACAAACCUUUCUUCUAUACAAGUAUCUCGAACACUCUCACAAUCCCGCGUUGACUGAUCCAAACUUCUACGGUCUCCCACCGCUGAACGGGAGUGACAUAUCUUUAUGGCCAUCUUGCUUGGGUGAACAGACCCAGGGCUGCAAUCCAGUCUCCUGGGAUGUGGCAUACGCCCCAAGGCCCCCAGUUUACCUUCCCUGGACGAGCCCCGAGUAUGCAAAUGGCGGCUAUAUCUUCCUCGGUCUCGCGAUUUCAAAUCUCACGGGAAAGACCAUGGACGAAUGGUAUAGUGAAUCGAUCUUCGAACCUCUGGGAUUGAAGUCCACUUACUCGUCAACCCCUGGCAACUCCACCCGCCCUCAUUCCGUCACAUCGGAGGCUCUUGAUGAGCAGUUCAUCCCUGAUGGAGGCGCUACAACCCCCUCUGGUGGAUUAUUCUCUACAAUCAAUGAUCUUUCCAAGCUUGGUGUAGCCCUCUUGAAUUCCACCCUCCUUCCCUCCGAAAAGACACGGGAAUGGAUGAAGCCAAUCACUCACACCUCAAGUUUACGCUACUCGGUCGGCUCACCAUGGGAGAUCCAUCGAUACGUCCACGCGGGAUCAGGCGUGGUCACUGACCUAUACACGAAACUCGGAGACUCAGGAUACUACGGUGGCAUCGUGGUCGUGAUACCGGACUUCGACGCCGGCUUCACUCUCCUCUCAGCCAGCACGCAAUCCAGCCGCAGCAGCGAGGCGCUCUUGGCGAUCGACCUUAUUGUCGAUGCUAUACUCCCGGCGCUUAUGGAGCAAGCCGCAGCAGAGGCAGUGCAGAAGUUCGCCGGCACAUACAAAGCCGAAGACCUGAAUUCGUCAUUGACACUCGCUGUUGUGCCACCUACCCAGCCCGCGCCUGGUUUGAAUAUCACUUCGUGGAUUAGCAAUGGGACAGAUAUCACGGCUCUAGUGUCUACACUCCUUGGUGGUGUCGGGUCACGACUUGUGCCGUCUAUUAUCUCCGAACAGGCCAGUGGGGAAAUCGCUUUCCGGGGAUAUACUGCAACUCAGGGUCGGAAUCCCGGAGUUGGUUCCUCUUCAAGUCUUUUCUCUUCGUUCUACGAUCUCAACGACUGGACUAUGCUGGACCAGUUGACCUGGGGUGGUAUUACUACCUCGCUUUUCGUUUUUGACGUCGAGCAAAAUGGAACUGUCAAGUCGGUGACACCAGGUGCCUACAGAGUGAAGAUGACAAAGAAGUGA
Messenger RNA from Penicillium roqueforti, 1806 nucleotides. Its product is annotated as serine hydrolase domain-containing protein. The record is from RefSeq and is a predicted model, not a curated record. Lineage: Eukaryota; Fungi; Ascomycota; Eurotiomycetes; Eurotiales; Aspergillaceae. Bases 1 to 1806 code for a protein of 601 amino acids. The transcript has a single exon.